CGCGCGGUCCACCGUCCACCAGCUUUCGUCUCCCUCCCAAACUUCCCCAAAUUCCGUUUCCCGGUUCCAAUUUCGCAGCAUUCUUGGAGCCGCCAAAGCUCCCUAGAAAUCCAAUUUCAAAAUUGAAUUAUUUUUCCUUUUUCUUUUAAAUAAUUCCCUAAAACUAAUCGUUUAAUUGCUUUACACACACUCUAACAUAAGUAGUAUGAUUUUAUCUGUAUCCAUCCUAUAUUUAACAACUGAGUCGUUACUGCUUUCGACAAUUUCCUACUUUUCUUUGUCCGUUUGAUUUCUUCACCACAUAUAUUUGAUAAUUUUCCUAAUAAUUGAGAGUGCCUAUAUUUUCUCGGACAAUUCAAUCAGAGGAAAUAACUCCCCCCCCGCCCCCCGCCCCCUUCUUUCGAUUGCAAUUGGUUAAGUUUGAUUCCUCUUUUCUUUUUGGAAUAGGGUUUCACGGCGAAUCGUCGUGCACUUCACCUCAAACACAAGAUUUUUGUUUUUUGGGUUGGGUCAAAUUCUCACUCUCAGGAUAGUUAGCCGAAUCUCGUGGCUGCUGAUUCAUUGGAUUUUGCUGAUAGUUUCUCGUCGUAAUUUGUUCAGAAAGCACUUAGGGUUUUUGAGUUGGAUUUUGGGAUUAUUUAAUGUUCUGUUGAUGAGGAAGCAUAGAGCAUGAUACGGCGGACGACGACGACGACGAUAAUUGAAAUGCCGAAGCUCAAGCGCUGCAAAUCCGAGGGAUGCGACGAGGGCGAAAACGAUGAAGAGUUUUGUCCUGCUGCCUAUCUGAAGAAGCAGAAAACCGAUUCCUUUGAUGGUUUUUAUACAGUUCCUGUAAAUGAAUUUGAUGUACAUAGUAGUAAUUUCACAAAUUUGUGGCCAGCCGGGGCUUCAUUUGAUGCUGGUGACGUGGAAUCGAUUUCCAAGACUCAGAAGAGUGUAAAUAAUGGUAUUGAGGUGCAGAAGCCCCCGUUGUUCAAGUCUUCUCGCGGGCGUUUGCAGGUACUUCCCUCAAAAUUCAGUGAUUCAGUCGUGCAUUCGUGGAAGAAAGAUAAGUCAGAAGCUGAGUAUGAUUACGAGUCAUGUUUUAGAAAGAGUUCCGUGUAUAGUAAGAAGAGAUUAAAGCAUGAAGGAGUAUAUCCUGACGGAAAAAUGCACAGGAAAUCGCAAGUAGGCAGCGACCCUGGCUUCCAAAUCUUUAAUAAUGUUGAAUUAAUUCCUAAUUCUUUGAACCCUGGGAUAGCGGAAAUGAGAUACAAGGAUUUUGAUUGUAGUAGUAGCAGUAGAGUCUAUUGCAGUUCAUGGAGCUCAGUGACGUCAGUUAGUGAAGGCUGUUCCUCGCCGUCGGCAGUGCAAAGUAGUAAUUUUGCAUCAGGGGCAGUGAGUAGUUUUACUGGUGGAAAUAAACAGGUGAAGGGGAAGAUGGACCGGAAACAGUUAAAGGAGAAGGAUGAAAGGAAGGAGGACUUUUUUAAACCUGGCGACUUUGUUUUGGGUGAUAUAGUUUGGGCCAAAUGCGGAAAGAAGUUUCCUGCGUGGCCUGCUGUUGUGAUUGACCCACUUUGGCAAGCUCCCGAGGCUGUUUUAAGGGCUUGUGUACCUGGCACACUUUGCGUGAUGUUCUAUGGGUACUCAAAAAAUGGAACUCAGAGGGAUUAUGCAUGGAUUAAGGAGGGAAUGGUAUUUCCUUUUCAAGAGUACAUGGAAAGAUUUCAGGGGCAGACCAAGUUGUACGGUAGCAAGCCUGUUGAUUUUCACAUGGCAAUAGAGGAGGCAAUUUUAGUGGAGAGUGGCUAUGUAAACCCGGGUUCUGGGAUUGAACCUGAAACCUCUCCAGUGGCGAGUCAAAGUGAAAUUGAAGAAGCUAUGGGCUCUAAUCAGGAGGAACUGGGUUAUCUUGAUCAGGAUACAAUUGGCAAGAGAAAAGAGACACAAGCCUGCGACAGCUGUGGUUUAACAUUUCUGUCCAGGACAAUGAAGAAAAUGAAAGAUGCAACAACAUUUAAAUCUCUGUUUUGGUGUGAGCACUGUGUCAAGUUAAGGAAAUCAAAACAAUAUUGUGGCAUAUGCAAGCUAAUUUGGCACCACUCAGAUGGUGGGAAUUGGGUUUGCUGUGAUGGUUGUGAUGUCUGGGUUCAUGCUGAGUGUGCUAGAAUUUCAGCUGAGCUUUUCAAGGAUUUGGAGAACAUUGAUUACUUCUGCCCUGAAUGUAAAGCAAAGUCUAAUAAUAAACUUUUGGUGUCAAAAGUGGAGCCAGAAUUCAGGUGCAGAGAAAACAAUGGACAAAUUCUCUUACCUGACACAAUAGCGGUUGUUUGCGCUGGCAUUGAAGGGCUUUAUUACCCAAGUCUUCAUCUAGUCCAGUGUAAGUGCGGCUCUUGUGGGACAAAGAAACUAGCUCUUGCUGAAUGGGAACGACAUACAGGUUGUAGGGCAAAAAAGUGGAAAUCCAGUGUCAAACUGAAGGCUACACUGCUGCCGCUGGAGAAAUGGAUUUCAGAAUAUAAUGCGCAUUCCCUUGAUCCAGUUAGACUAGAUAAGCAGCAGUUGCUUAGAUUUUUGCAGGAGAAUUACAUACCUGUAAAUGCAAAAUGGACAUCGGAACGCUGUGCUAUUUGUAGAUGGGUUGAAGAUUGGGAGUACAAUAAAAUGAUUAUUUGCAACAGGUGUCAAAUAGCUGUACACCAAGAAUGCUAUGGGGCAAGAAAUCUUCAGGAUUUUGCAUCGUGGGUUUGUAGAGCAUGUGAAACUCCUGAAAUUGAGAGGGACUGUUGCCUGUGUCCUGUAAAAGGAGGUGCAUUAAAGCCAACUGAUAUCGAAACCUUGUGGGUUCAUGUUACUUGUGCAUGGUUUCGGCCAGAAGUUGCUUUUCUGAAUGUUGAGAAAAUGGAGCCAGCCAUUGGGCUCCUUAGGAUUCCAUCAAUUUCUUUUCUUAAGGCAUGCGUAAUCUGCAAGCAAAUUCAUGGGUCUUGCGUGCAGUGUUGCAAGUGUUCCACAUACUUCCAUGCUAUGUGUGCUUUGCGAGCUGGAUACCUCAUGGAAUUGCAUUGUUCAGAGAAGAAUGGUGCACAAAUAACUAGAUGGGUCUCUUAUUGUGCCUUUCACAGUGCCCCAUCUGCAGAUAAUGUUUUAGUGAUGAGAACUCCCGAUGGAGUUUUCUCUACAAGAAGUGUGCUCUAUAACCAAAAUCAGGAACAGUGGUUGAGGGGUUCAAGACUUGUAUCAUCUAAAAAUGCUAAGCAUUUAGAUACUUCUGUCAUUGAGGAUAAUGAGAUUGAGCCACUCUCUGCUGCAAGAUGCCGUGUUUUCACAAGAUCAAGCAACAAGAGGACCCUACCAGAACCAGUCUUCCACCGACUAAUGGGGCCACUUCAUCAUUCAUUAGAUGUGAUAGAUAGCUUAAGCUGUCGAAGAGAACUUCAAGAUGUAAAAGCUUUUUCAACAUUUAAAGAGAGAUUGGAACAUUUACAGAGGACAGAAAAUAGUCGGGUCUGCUUUGGUAAAUCUGGAAUACAUGGAUGGGGCCUCUUUGCACGACAAAACAUUCAAGAAGGCGACAUGGUUAUUGAGUAUCGUGGUGAGCAGGUAAGGCGUAGUGUUGCAGACCUUCGGGAGGCACGGUAUCGCAGGGAAGGCAAAGAUUGUUAUCUUUUUAAGAUCAGUGAGGAAAUAGUGAUUGAUGCAACCGUCAAGGGUAAUAUUGCACGCCUGAUCAAUCAUUCUUGUAUGCCAAACUGCUAUGCGAGAAUUAUGAGUGUGGGAGAAGAAGAGAGCCGAAUAGUUCUUAUAGCUAAAACCAAUGUUUCUGCUGGUAAAGAGUUAACGUAUGACUAUUUGUUUGAUCCUGAUGAUCAUGAUGACCUUAAGGUUCCCUGUCUGUGUAGAGCUCCGAAUUGCAGGAGGUAUAUUAACUAGUAAAGAAUGUACAGAGUAUUUUGGCACCAUGCAGCUUUGAGCCUUUACCAAAAAUCAUAUUUUUGAAAAUUUGGUAAUUGCUCGUCGCUUGUAGUCUUCCUAAUUCUAAUUUGCGCUAACAAAACCAGCUAUUGGCUGGCAUUUUUGGCCUUGUAAUAUUUUAUUCUAUUCUUUUCGCAUCAAUGAAAACAUUCUCAAUUUUUUUGUUA
Messenger RNA from Coffea eugenioides, 4121 nucleotides. Its product is annotated as histone-lysine N-methyltransferase ATX3. Gene Ontology annotation, molecular function: protein binding. The coding region runs from base 670 to 3912 and encodes 1080 amino acids. Lineage: Eukaryota; Viridiplantae; Streptophyta; Magnoliopsida; Gentianales; Rubiaceae. The transcript is spliced from 23 exons. The record is from RefSeq and is a predicted model, not a curated record. Gene Ontology annotation, biological process: regulation of transcription by RNA polymerase II.